Cannabis sativa is the source of this 1995-nucleotide messenger RNA. Its product is annotated as increased DNA methylation 1-like. The transcript has a single exon. Bases 1 to 1995 code for a protein of 664 amino acids. NCBI's taxonomy places the organism in Eukaryota, Viridiplantae, Streptophyta, Magnoliopsida, Rosales, Cannabaceae. Gene Ontology annotation, biological process: negative regulation of DNA-templated transcription. Gene Ontology annotation, molecular function: transcription corepressor activity. The record is from RefSeq and is a predicted model, not a curated record.
AUGCUGAGUUUAUCAGUACCUACCGUUCUUGUAAAGUUUCCGCGAGAGUAUUCACCCGAAGCAGUUGCUGAAUGGUCCAAUAAAGUUCACAAAGAUCACAGCAGAUCUCCAGGGUUGACAGAAAAGGCCAAGCGUCAUCUAUCGUUCAUGGGUUGGACUUUUUUGCUAGCGAAGAAGAUGGAAACCAGGCAAGAGUUGCGUUACGUCUCACCUUCUGGACGCUGUUAUUACUCGCUUCGUGCUGCUUGCAAAGCUUGUAUGGAGCAAGGAAACGGCACUACUCAAGCACCGCCUCCACCAGAGCCACCAUCAGCAAAUAUGAGGAGUUCUUUGAUUAUUGAACCCGAUGAAACCCCACUAAUUAGCACUACUCAAGCACCGCCUCCACCAGAGCCACCAUCAGCAAAUAUGGAGAGUUCUUUGAUUAUUGAACCCAAUGAAAGCCCACAAAUUAGCACUACUCAACCCCCACCACCACAGCCGCCAUCAGCCAUUAUAAAGAGUCCUUUCAUUAUUAAACCCAAAAACCCCAAAAUAGAAGUCGUUUCUGAGACACGACCCGAAGAGAAUCAUCGCAAGAGAAAAAUUGGGAAUUCGGUCACUGAAUCGUCUGAUUUUGGUUCGGAUAAUGAUAAUUUGAAGAAGAGGGAACGAGUGGAAGUACCAGAAAUUACGAAAGUUAGGGUUGAUCACAAGGUUAUUAAGAAACGAAAUAGAAAGACGUUUCUUAUUGAUUUGAUAGAAACCGGUGUCCUUCCAUUAGGAACCGAAGUCCAUUACCGUGGAACACAAUGUAGAGGUGUGAUUCUUCGUGAAGGGAUUAAGUGCAGAUGUUGUGACCAGAUUUUCUUCCUCACUGCAUUCGAAAACCACGCUGGCAGCACCAAACACCGUCCCGCUGCCAAUAUUUUGCUGGAAGAUGGAAAGACUACUUUACUCGAUUGUCAAAACCUGAUCAAUAAUAAUAAUAACAACAAUCCCAAGAGUAGUGGUACCCACAAUAAUAAUGACAAUCCCAAGAGUAGUGGUACCGAUAAUAAUAAUAACACCAAUAAUCAUCAAAAUGAUGAUGUGUGUGGCCUUUGCCAAUACGGCGGAGAGUUGCUCUGUUGCGACGGCUGUCCGGCAUCUUUUCACGCCGCCUGUUUGGGUAUAAGUGUCCCUCCUCCAUCCGAAGACUGGUUCUGUCAACUCUGCCGUUGUGGGAACUGCACCACUGUCAAUUUCAAGAACACUCCAGUGGUCUGCCAUCAGUGCGAGAGGAAAUUCCACUAUUCUUGUUGCGGCGUAGUGCUUUCCAUGCCAGAAGGAUUAACAUUCUGCAGCGAGAAUUGCAAAAGGGUUUGUUUGGGUCUCAGGAAAAUAGUUGGCAAACAGAUUCGAGUAAACAGUGAUCUCACCUGGACUUUGGUUAAAGCUUCCAAAAACAAAAUGUCCUCCAAAUAUUUGGAGAAAGCUUUGAGUAUUAUGCACGAAAGUUUCGAGCCAGCGAUAAAUUACUACACAGGAAGAGACAUAACUGAAGAUGUAAUAUUUGGAAGAGAAUCAAACGUGAAACGUCACAGCUUCAAUGGUUUCUACGUGGCUGUUUUGGAGAGAAACGAGGCGAUGGUAUGUGCGGCUGCUUUAAGAGUUUUUGGUGAUGAGGUUGCGGAGGUUCCUCUUGUGGCGACUCAGUUUCGGUUUCGAAAACAGGGAAUGUGUGCAAUUAUGAUGAGGGAGAUUGAGAAGCAGCUGAGGAUUUUGGGUGUGGAGAAACUGAUACUGCCUGCGGCUGUGGAAGUUUUGCCAAUGUGGACUAGUUCCAAGUUUGGGUUCAUAGUAAUGACUCCGCAAGAGAAGUUGAAGAUUUUGGAGUAUAACAUUCUGGAUUUUGGUAAGAGCUUUAUGUGCAUGAAGUCUAUUAGCACUGAGCAGCAGUUCAUCACUCACGAUGAAGAUGAUUUAGUUCUGAAUAAUGUUAAAGGUCUAUCGUGGAAUACACUAUAUAAUUGA